CGCCGCGCCCCCGCUGCCUCCUCCCCUCGCCGGAGCCCGCCCGUCUCCGCUCCCCCUUGGCAGCCAAUGGCACUGAGCGAGGUGGCUGCAUGUGGUGGCGCCGACCCAGCGCCCGGCUGGGAGGAGAGGAGGACGCAGCAGGCGCUGCUGGUCGCUCGCUGCCGCUCCCCCGCUCCGGGCUCUCCUGACAGCGGCGGCCAGCCGCCCCCUCGGUCCCUCCGCGCCGCCGGUACCCGCAGCAUGGACUCGGACUCCGGGGAGCUCAGCGAAGGCGAGCUGGUCUCACCUGCAGGUCCUGAUUGUUUCAGUUCCAAGAAUCUUGCACUGCAAGCCCAGAAAAAGAUCCUGAGCAAAAUGGCCACUAAAACCAUGGCUAACAUGCUAAUCGACGACACAAGCAGUGAAAUCUUUGAUGAGCUGUACAAGGUAACAAAGGAACACACCAGAAACAAAAAGGAAGCCCACAAAAUUAUGAAAGACCUGAUUAAAGUGGCAAUAAAAAUCGGGAUCCUCUAUCGAAAUAAUCAGUUCAACCAAGAAGAAAUGGAAAUCGUAGACAAGUUCAGGAAGAAGCUGAACCAAACUGCCAUGACAAUUGUCAGUUUCUACGAGGUAGAAUACACUUUUGAUAGGAAUGUUCUUGCAGAACUUCUGAAUGAGUGUAAGGACCUUGUGCAUGAACUAGUAGAUCGACACCUGACACCGAGAUCCCAUGGGCGUAUCAACCACGUCUUCAAUCAUUUUGCAGAUGUGGAAUUUCUAACUGCCCUGUACAGUCUCGAUGGGGAUUGUCGGCCAUACCUCAAAAAGAUCUGCGAUGGCAUCAACAAACUACUCGAUGAGAAGAUCCUCUGAAACUACACUCAGAUACAAGAAACCAACCAAAAACUUCUGUCUAGAACUGGCCACCCUUCAUGAGCUGCGGUGAGCACGUGAGCUUCCUUUGUACCGUUCUUGCUACAGUAUCCAGCAGGAGCCUGAAGGUGCUCACUUGGCUCAUGAUGAAGGGGAACACCUAAAUCAGAAAGCUAUCAGUGUUAAUGUUUUGUUCACAGAUAAUUGAGUCUUUUCCAAGGAGUGGCGUGAACAAGGCUGCUGAUGUAUAUUGUUCAGAAAUAGAUUGCUGUACAUCAUGAUCUUACUAGCUUUGUGGUCAAGGCUGAGCAUAUGAAAGAAAGUAAGCUCCAAUGCAUGGCUAUGUAAAAAUAGGUGAUGGAAAAAGAGCAAUGCAUGGAAUUUUCCCCCAGGCUGCCCUUGGUGUGUAUGUUUUUUAUUAUUCCCACACUAAUUGAAAAGGCUUAGACAGAAGGUAGGGCUCUCAUGGAUUAAGCUCUCUCCUUUCAAAAGGAUCAGGAAUCAAUGUGAGAAUGCAUUUCUGAUUUCACAUGGUAUUUAAGUCUACUAGGGGAUAACAAAUAAUACAAAUUGAGUAGAAGUGGUAGAAAAUUUAAAGAGCUGUUCUAUGAAGCAAUGUUCUCAUUAGAGAUUUUUGGUUUAUACCUUUUAAUAAGAGAAGAUUUCAUUUUCAUUUUGAAAAGCAGCUCAGUGUUUCAAGCUCAAGGGUAAUUAGAAAAUUAGACAUAGUAGUACAACAUUGGUUCUCCCUCUCUCAGAUUUUGGGUAUUUGGUAACAUAGCUGAGUUUAGGCUGAAGGUUAUGCUGCUCUUUGUGCUCUUACUGUUUUGCCUGGCAGAGCAAAACACUCUCUGCAAAGAUUUUGAUAUUGCACUUGUGAAGAGAUCAGUGGAUCUAUAAAGCAAUGUUAACAGCUCAUAUCCUCAAAAGAUAACAUUCAGCCUAGGUAAAAUAGUUUACCAUAUCCAUGAUGUGAAUUUGUGCCUACGGUAAAACAGAGUUGUGACAAAAAAAAAAGGAGCUCCAUCUGCCAUGCUUGCAGUGCCAUCUAGUGCACAAUAUCCACAGCCCUCUUAACUCCAGUGACUCUGGUGAGCUUCAUAAACAAGCUAUUUGUUUUGUUUUUAAAUGAAAUAUGCUGAUGUCUUGAAACCAAAAACAUUUUGAAAAGAGAUACUGGUUUCUUGAAAGUUUUGUUGGAAUAAAGGGAGAAGCAGAGCAGAGCAGAUACUCCAGCUUGCUGCUUGCAGGAUCUCGCAGCUCAGCGGAUGGUGCUGCCUGUCCCUAAGUAGGGGGAGCAUGGGCAGAAAUCUCUCCUCUCCUUGCUUUCUGCAUCUUAUCCCACAGACUCACCUCAGUCUGCUGAGGCUUCAAUGUCACAUAGCAUCUCCUUUACUAUGACAGAGAGCAGACAAUCCCAUCACCUGGAGAUAACACCUUUCAUAUAGCAUAUAUUAUAAUACAGAGACUUAUGUCCUUUAAAAUUGACAAAAUGCAAGAAGCCAUUCCUCUCAAAGGAAAACUUCCAAGGGUUAUCACCCAUUACUUCAAGAUAACAAAAAUUUAUAUUUUCGCAUUUAAACUCAAAUAAUGUGGUGGUAGAGAAAACUUUUCAAAAUUUUAUUCUCAUUCUUCUGUCUUUCCGCACCCCAGAAUAACUGUAGCUCAUCUCUUGCAAAAACAGUUUUAACCAUUCUAUUGACAGUCAUACAGGUGAGAUUACACAUACCCAGAUCACGUAUUCACUACGGUUUGGACAAGAAGCAUUUCCAGGAGAAUGCAUUUUGGAGCAGAGGAGGAACACUAAAAUGGCAGCAUCAGACAUUUCCAGAUCAAUUUGUAAUGAUGUAGUUUUUCCUCAUGUUUCCUUCAAGCAUAAAAGUCUAUUUAGUAGCAAUGAAGGUAAACUGUUCCUUUUUAGCACAGCACAGUAAUAGUGUAUGAACUUUUGGGAUGGAAAGUCUAUUAAGAUUUGCCUUACAAGGUUGCAAGUUGAGACAUUUGCAGAGCCAUAUUUACAUGCACCAUUAGCUGCAUUCUUUCUAAGAGCACGUACUUGUCAACUGAUGCUUUUGAAUAGUAGUUAUUGUAUCCAACACUCCUGUCCCAGUGCACACGUCGGAUUCUGCGUGUUUGUUUCUCUUGUGGCAAACAAAUAUAAGAUGUUUUUUUUAAAAGCUGGACAAAGAGAUUAUUCAACAUCGAAGAUAUCCAAAAGGAAAGGGAUAUCCUAUGUAUGUGACUUCCUUUUUGUGCGUUGCAAGUAUCAAUAUUCAAAAUCUGGUAUUUUAGACAGGUCAGUUGAACAUCUGUCAUUUACAAAUCUGAGUAGCCUUAAUGAAAUAAAAUGUUUUUGAGCAUUUCUCAUACUUGCCUAUCUGGUAUAUUCAUUGUUUACUUUUGUACUAGUAGUUUGGUAUGUAACGACAUUGCGAAUGGGCAAUGCCCAGGUCACUUUAAGUAUAUGAUGUAUUAUCAUAUUUGUGGAUUAAAGAUGUGUGAUUACUGUC
Messenger RNA from Oxyura jamaicensis (ruddy duck), 3365 nucleotides. RefSeq names its product TNF alpha induced protein 8 like 3 (gene TNFAIP8L3). Gene Ontology annotation, cellular component: cytoplasm. The transcript is spliced from 2 exons. Gene Ontology annotation, biological process: regulation of apoptotic process. NCBI's taxonomy places the organism in Eukaryota, Metazoa, Chordata, Aves, Anseriformes, Anatidae. The record is from RefSeq and is a predicted model, not a curated record. The coding region runs from base 67 to 855 and encodes 262 amino acids.